Molecule: messenger RNA, 1072 nt
Organism: Lycium barbarum (goji berry)
Lineage: Eukaryota; Viridiplantae; Streptophyta; Magnoliopsida; Solanales; Solanaceae
Product: cyclic dof factor 4-like
Exons: 1
Coding region: 349-888 (179 amino acids)
Biological process (GO): regulation of DNA-templated transcription
Molecular function (GO): DNA-binding transcription factor activity; DNA binding
Source: RefSeq, a predicted model, not a curated record
UUACCCAUUUUCCAUUGGCAAAGAAAAAGACUUACCCUUUUGGCCCUCUCUCUCUCUCUCUCGUCCUCCUCCAUCUUCUAUACUUUUAUAUUCUUCAAGUCGAUCUUUUUCUCCCCCAUCAUCUAUGAACUUUUUUUCCUCCCCUAUCUAACCUACCAUCCUUCCCACCCCACCCCAAAACCUCUACAACUCACUCUGCACUUUUUUCCCUUUUUAAGUACACAUACAUAUACACAUCUCUAGCUAUAUAUAUACAAAUCAACUUCUUAAUUAGCCCUUGUAAGUUCCUCUACAUCAAACAUAACCAUUCACUUGCCUCCCCAUCCCACCCCUCAAAACCAAGAAAACAUGGCUGAAGUUCAAGAAAGUCGCAUCUCACAAGGCAUCAAAUUGUUUGGUGCAACAAUACAAGUUCAACAAAAACAAGCCAAAAGUCAUGAUCAUCUUCAUAAUCAUCAUCAACCAACAAAAAACAAAGUUGAUGAUCACCAUGAUGAUGAUGAUGAUCAAGAAAAAAGACCGGACAAGAUCAUCCCUUGUCCUAGGUGCAAAAGCAUGGAAACCAAGUUUUGUUACUUCAACAACUACAAUGUUAACCAACCAAGACACUUUUGCAAAGGUUGUCAGAGAUACUGGACGGCCGGUGGGGCCCUACGGAACGUGCCCGUAGGAGCGGGCCGUCGUAAGGCCAAGCCGCCUUGUGGGCCCGGCCCGCAAGGCGAUAUGGCCGGAUUAUCAGAUGGUUGUUUCUUUGAUGUUACUAAUAAUAUUCAUGGUAAUAUUAUUAACCAGCUUGACUUUGAUGGAGUAGUUGCUCAUGAGGAUCAAUGGCAUCUUUUUCAGGCAGCCAAGAGGAGGAGGAGCACCUCUGGUAGCCAAUCUUGUUGAUUCCCUAUUUGUCUUUUAGUGCUUAAAAAUUAAGUAUUCUAUGUACGUGGAAUUAGUAAAUGAAAACAACAACAAAAAAAAAAAUGGAAUGAGAAAAAAAAAAAAACAUUUGCAGGCUGACUUUGCUUCCUUGAUUGUAUAUACAAGCUGUCUUUAAUUACUUAAACAAAGUUGUCUUAGUUAA